This is a messenger RNA of Colletotrichum spaethianum, 552 nucleotides long. RefSeq lists its product as uncharacterized. Lineage: Eukaryota; Fungi; Ascomycota; Sordariomycetes; Glomerellales; Glomerellaceae. The record is from RefSeq and is a predicted model, not a curated record. The transcript has 2 exons. The coding region runs from base 1 to 552 and encodes 183 amino acids.
AUGGACUGCAGUCGCUUCUUCGAGUGCCUCCUUGGCCAAUUCCCGCAGCCUCAACAGCAGCCAACCAUUGCGGAGAAGCAAGCCGGUAUCAUCACCGAUCAGCCUCUCCGGUCUGCUCAAGAUGCUGCCAGCGAGUUCAUUGACGUUCUACGCACCGCCGAGAAGGACGGUAAGGACCUUGAGCGCCGUCUCAAGAACAUUGUCACUAUCAAUUCCUGGACGGAGGAGCUUGCAAAGUACAUCCUCCAGGGCGUUGAGGCUCUCGUCCAACACCGCGACACCAUCGGCCAGGUUGUCAGAGAGGCCAUGGACAAGGCCACCGAUGCCGCCGAGAGCAGCUUUGAAUUCGCAAAAGACCAUCCGGUGUUCGUUACAAUCAUCGCUCUCGGCAUCUUGGUCAUUAUCGCUCCCUGGGUUCUCGAGGCUCUCGGCUUCGGCGAGCCCGGCCCAGUUGCCGGUUACGUACCCAAGCGGUCUCUCUUCUCCUUCUUCCAGCGCCUCGGCAUGGUAUGGAAUGAACACUGGCUUCAUGAUGGAGGGUGGUACGCGUAA